Molecule: messenger RNA, 2360 nt
Organism: Aspergillus welwitschiae
Lineage: Eukaryota; Fungi; Ascomycota; Eurotiomycetes; Eurotiales; Aspergillaceae
Product: galactokinase galE
Exons: 3
Coding region: 521-2095 (524 amino acids)
Biological process (GO): carbohydrate phosphorylation; galactose metabolic process
Cellular component (GO): cytoplasm; cytosol
Molecular function (GO): ATP binding; galactokinase activity
Source: RefSeq, a predicted model, not a curated record
CAAUGAAACUGAGAUAGAUGAGAGAUAACAAUUUACCGGACUUCGAAGAUACGGCUCGCCGUCGACACAUCACGAGAGUGACAUCCCGACCGAACUGGGGGUCCCCAGGGGCCCAUGCCGAAUCAGCCGAAACACACGGGGAAUCGGUUGAAAAGGACUGGAGAAGCGAGUCGGAGAGCCGUCCAGCGAGCGAGUGUCAUUUCCGGGCAAACUCCACUCUUUCCCCGGCCCUCAAGCAAUCACACCUCCAGACUAUCCCGCCCGUGACCAGCCUGUUAUGCUCAAUCCGGAACCGAUCAGGGUCUCUGCGGAGCACCUCCAGCUCGAAUUUUUCCCUCCUAUCCUGGCGAUUCAGGAACGCUGACGUUUUAGCCGAUAUUAAAUCUAUUUGUCUUACUUUCUGCUGUUCCUUUUCCCCUCUUCGUUUUCCUUUUUCCUUGCCUCAUUCUCAUCUUUUCCCAUAUCCCGCUCCCCUCGUGUGAUCUGCCACUUUUCUUUUUCCUCACAUUUCUACCCCGCCAUGGCAACCCCGCAGGAACUCGUCCCCCAGACGGAAUCCAUCGCUGAGGUCUACGCAACCGACGAUGCCUCCGUCACUUCGGUUGCACCUCACCAUCAGUCUCGUUUCAACAACCUGGUCUCUCAGUUCACCAAGGUUUACAGCUACCGUCCCGAUUUCGUGGCCCGCAGUCCCGGUCGCGUGAACAUCAUCGGUGAGCACAUCGACUACAACCUGUAUGAUGUCCUUCCUACGGCAGUAAGCGUGGACGUGAUCAUUGCUGUAAAGGUCGUCCCUGCGACUGGCUCCGACUCCGUUGUAAAGAUCGCCAAUGUCAACCCGGAGAAGUUCCCUGCCCGCGAGUUCGUCGUGCCCCGUGACACGGACAUUGAAAUUGACCCUAAAAAGCAUGAGUGGGUUAACUACUUCAAGGCGGGACUCCUGGGCGCCCUGAAGUUCUUGCGCAAGCAGAAUGCAGACGGCUCUUUUGUGCCCGCUAGUAUGGAGGUCCUCCUGGACGGUAAUGUGCCUCCGGGUGGGGGUAUUUCCAGCAGUGCGGCUUUCGUGUGUGCCAGUGCCUUGGCCGUUAUGAAGGCCAACAACCAUAAUGUUUCGAAGCAGGAUCUUCUUGAUUUGGCAGUAGUGUCUGAGCGCGCAGUCGGCGUUUACUCCGGAGGAAUGGACCAAGCCGCCUCCAUCUUCUCUCGCCGAGGAUACCUGCUGUAUACCCAAUUCUUCCCCAACUUCUCCGUUCAGCACGUCCCAAUCCCUAAGGCAGACGAGGAAAUCACCUUCCUUAUGGCCCAGAGCUUUGUCACCUCCAACAAGGCCGAGACCGCUCCCCGUCACUACAACCUUCGCGUCGCUGAGUGCACGCUUGCCGCCGUGGUCCUGGCUGCCCGCAACGGCUUGACCCUCCCCAAGGACAACAGCUCCCUCGGGUUCAGUCUCCGUAACUUCCACAACGAGCUGAUGCGCAAAGAGGGCCGUCUCGGCGAUCCCCUGGAGUACCAGAUCGACUCCGUCAUCCAGAGCACUCUGGAGCUUCUGACACAAGAGGAAGGAUACACCCGCGAGGAGAUCGCCAAGCUCCUUGGUAUCACAGUCCCCGAGCUCGAAGCCAAGUACCUCUCUUCCUUCCCUGUCCAGGCAGAACGUUUCCUCCUCCGGCAACGCGCCCUGCACUGCUUCACCGAGGCCCGUCGGGUCCUGGACUUCAAGGCAUGCCUCGCUAAGGCGAGCACCCUCGAUGAAAGACGCAUCCAGUAUCUGGGUCAACUCUUGAACGAGUCCCAGGCUUCUUGCCGCACCCAAUACGAGUGCAGUGCACCGGAGGUGGAUGAGAUCUGCGACAUCGCCCGUCGUGCCGGAACCCUGGGUAGCCGACUGACUGGUGCCGGAUGGGGCGGUUGCACCGUCCACAUGUUGCCUCAGUCUAAGGUCGAGGCUGUUACCAAGGCCUUGAAGGAAGAAUACUACCUGAAGCACUUCCCGGAUAUCAGCGAGGAGAAGUUGGCUGAAGCCAUGGUCAUCAGCAAGCCCUCUAACGGAUCGUUCAUGGUCACGGGCGCAGCUAUUGCCCAGGUUGAGGUUUAGAGGUGGUGUAGUAUUCUCUUUUCAAAGUAGUGCGUCAUAUGGUUGGCAUCUUGACCUUGGAUCUUUCAGCGUUGGUUCUUGUUUCCCUUGCAGAUUGCAAACCCAAUCGCGACAAUUCUGUGUCCCAUUGGAAAUCCAAGCGCUUGUGUAUAUCGUGUGAGAGUAUAUGUACAAAUGGGAUCAUCUUCGCGACGGGUCUAUCUUUUUGGGAUGUUUCCUGCUUAGAAGCGGAAGGCAGUGAUGACUUGUCUGCAAAUUUUUGCCC